This is a messenger RNA of Pygocentrus nattereri (red-bellied piranha), 3411 nucleotides long. RefSeq names its product arylsulfatase G (gene arsg). The coding region runs from base 385 to 1962 and encodes 525 amino acids. Gene Ontology annotation, molecular function: arylsulfatase activity. Lineage: Eukaryota; Metazoa; Chordata; Actinopteri; Characiformes; Serrasalmidae. The transcript has 13 exons. The record is from RefSeq and is a predicted model, not a curated record.
CUUUUUGACGUCUUUUAAAUGCCCGCUGUUGUUUUGUUUGCUGUCCUCUGUCGUCGGUAGGAAGUUAAAAAGCAGCUGCAGCAGAUCGAAGAAAACUGGGGCGCGUUUGUACUGCGCAGAACUGCGCAUGCGCACUGCACAAGGCACAAGCCGUGCUUCAUAACUGCACGUGUGUGGUGUGUAGAUCAGAGACUUCUGCAGGAGUCUCUACGUGUUAGAGUCUAUAAGUGUUGCCUUUAAAGUCUGUAUCCGGCACAUAACGUUAACACUUCUUACUCAGGUCAGUAGGUGAAAUGUCCUUCACCUCGUUCAACAUCGCCGGCGCUAUUUACCUCACAGAGGAGACCAAAUAGUUGUUCAUGUGUUCUGCACAAUUAAGACAGAAUGGCAGAAGCUGGAUUUGGUGUUCUGCUGCUGUUUUGCUGCCUGUUCUCAGGACUGGUGUAUUACAUCAACAGUUACUUUGAAAAUGGAGAUAAGACGAAGACUAGAGAAAGGCCCAAUUUUAUCAUUAUCUUGGCAGAUGAUAUUGGCUGGGGGGACCUCUGGACAACACCAUUUGAUGGUACUACACCCUGGUUGAGCAUGUUAAAACUGGAAGGCAAAAGAUUUACAGACUUCCACUCUCCUGCCUCAACAUGCUCCCCCUCGCGUGCUGCGCUGCUGACCGGCAGACACGGCUUACGUAAUGGUGUCACUCACAACUUUGCAGAAGGCUCUGUCGGAGGACUUCCACUCAAUGAGAUGACGUUUGCUCAGCUCCUGCAUGACGCUGGCUAUUAUACUGCCAUGAUUGGAAAAUGGCAUCUUGGACACAAUGGUCCUUACCAUCCAAUCCACAGAGGCUUCGACUAUUACCUGGGUAUCCCAUAUAGUAAUGACAUGGGCUGCACUGACAAGCCUGGCUUUGACCUUCCCAGCUGUCUCCCAUGUGAGCAAAGUAAACAUAGCAGGAAGCGUGGAGGAUGUCACACUAAAAUAGCAUUACCUCUCUUUGAAAACCAGACUAUUGUUGAACAACCCUUGGACCUCUGGGACCUUACAGGACAAUACGCUAAAGCAGCGAUCAGUCAGAUUUUCACUGCUAGGAACAGAGGGCAGUCUUUCCUGUUGUAUGUGGCUCUGGCGCAUAUGCAUGUUCCUCUGUUCCAUUACGGCUUUCUAAAUGUGACUGAAAAGGACGCCUAUUCUGCCAGUCUCAGUGAUAUGGACAGUUUGGUGGGGUCUAUAAAGCUUGCCACUGAGGCCUUUAGCAUGGAAAACACGCUCAUAUGGUUCACUGGUGAUAAUGGCCCCUGGGAGCAGAAAUGCCAGUUUGCAGGAAGUUCAGGGCCUUUUGUGGGGAGGUGGCAGACCAGCAGAGGUGGAGGCUCAGCCAAAAGGACCACAUGGGAAGGGGGCCACAGAGUUCCAACAGUGGUCACCUGGCCUGGGAAAAUAUCACCCAACACCACCAGCAAUGCGCUGCUUAGUGGUUUAGACAUCUUCCCUACAAUCCUUUCUCUAGCUGGUGUGGCGCCACCAUCAGACAGACAUUAUGAUGGCCUUGAUAUAACAAACGUUCUGCUCCAUGACUCUGAUUCAGGACAUAAGAGUCUCAUGCAUCCAAACAGUGGAGCAGCCGGGCAAUUUGGAGACCUGCAGACUGUCAGACUGGGGCGUCACAAGGCCUUUUACAUUACAGGUGGUGCUGAAGCCUGUGGUGGAGGAAGCGGAAAGCCAGAGCUUCAUGAUCCCCCUUUGCUUUUUGACCUGUAUAAGGAUGAAGCAGAGGGGUCACCAUUAGACCCCACCAGUGAGGAGUAUCAGACUGUGCUGAAGGAAGUGGAGAGAGAACGGGAGGCUCUAUUAUGGGAUAUUGCCACAGACAAUAUAUCUACUGCAGACUACACCAUAACACAUGCGGCAGUGCCCUGCUGCCAGCCACACAACCCUGCCUGCCGAUGCCAUAGAGUCAAAUAAGCCCUGCAACUGUUUGUGAAGCAGUCAGCCAAAUAUUUCAUAUACAGAACCAAAUAGCACAACUAUUAAAAAUAAAAAUAAUAAAUAAAAUAAUAUAUACAAUCAUUAAAAUAGUCCCCAAAAUGAAACUUAUUUACCUCUACUUUACUGUUAUCAACAUAUCACUGGUGUCGGUACCAGGAAAACCUUGUAUGUCCAUUUCCAGGACUUUAAAUUGUGUGUAAAAUUCAUAAUGAAUGGACCAAAAGAAAUGGCCCAAAAUUACUUGGAAAAAAGCCUGGUUCCACUGACUUACUUUAAAAGUGAAGUAUGUUUUUCUUUCCGUCAAGUUAUUAUUUUGUUAUCCUAAUCACUUAGUUUGACAUCAGUGAUAUAAAAAUUCAGAAGACACGUGUAGGUUCGCUGGUGGUUUUGGUUGUAAAUAAAAUAGCCAUUGUCACUCCUGGUUUGUAUCAGCACCACUGUAAAGAAAAUCUCAGUAAGUUUCUCUCAAACCUCACUGAAUGCCUUUGUUUAAAUCCAAACCAUUGGGUCAGUAGGAGUUGUAGCCGAUGAUGUUGUGCCACCCCCAUUUGUUCCUUCACACUAAUACAAGAAGUACAGGACAGUGGCCCAAGGGCAGGUACACAAAAUAUUGACUAACAGCAGUUCCUAAGAGUGUAAACAUCCAAAGAGGUGCUAGACAAGGUUGUUCACUAUCACCUCUGUUAUUCAUUUUGAUUAUUGAGCCAUUAGUCAUAAGAUCACAUAGCAAUAUAUUGGGUGUUGAAUUAGGCGGAUCAGAUUACCGAAUAGCCCUAUAUACAGAUGAUGUAAUAUACCUGUCAGACUUAAAGAAAUCCAUUCCAUCUUUACUACAAUCUGUGACACUCUGGGAAAUUUUCAGGUAACAAAAUAAACCAAACCAAGUCAUCCAUCCUACUAUUAAAUAAUUAUGAAAGACAAGGAAUCAAAAUUACAACCGAUAUUGAUGAUAUUUCCAGGGUCAACUAUCAGCCUCUUUUGGAAUCUAUUUCCAAAUCUUUUGAAAGAUGGAGAGCUCUACCCAUCUCAUUAAUAGCCUGUAUAAAUAUAAUGAAAAUGAACAUACUGCCUAAAAUACUAUACUUAUUUCAGGAUAUUCCACUCCACCCCCCACAUUUUCUCUUUAUAAUCCUUAGAAAGCUCUUCAUAAAUUUUAUUUGAAAUAAUAAGCGAGCCAGGGUCUGCUUGUCAUUACUAUACUUACUGGACAAUGGGGGGCCUUUAGUUUCCCAGUAUGCAGUGGUACUAAUGGGCAGCCCAAUUACGAACAAUGACGUAUUACUUCUCUCCUGAAGCAUUUCCCACUUGGGUGGAAAUAGAAUGUCUUUCUAUUAGGACAAAACGUCCUUUCAGAUAAUGUACUAAUGCCCUUCUCAGAGAUUUCAACCAAGUUUGGCAUUCCAAUAAAGCACUUUUUUGAAAUAC